Molecule: messenger RNA, 1074 nt
Organism: Amphibalanus amphitrite
Lineage: Eukaryota; Metazoa; Arthropoda; Thecostraca; Balanomorpha; Balanidae
Product: venom protease-like
Exons: 1
Coding region: 14-994 (326 amino acids)
Biological process (GO): proteolysis
Molecular function (GO): serine-type endopeptidase activity
Source: RefSeq, a predicted model, not a curated record
ACCGGACACUGCCAUGGCCUCUCUAUACCUCGCUGUGGGCACCGCCCUGGUGGCCGCCGUCGCCGCCCAGUUCCCCGGCGCGUUUCCACCGUUCACCUUUCCCGCAGUGCAGCCGUUCCGACCGUUCCCGUUCCCGGGCCAGGGCGGCGGCGGCAGAGGCCGGCAGCUGAGCCCGAGCUGCGGCAGAGUGCAGUCGCCCCCCGCCUUCAGAUUCGGAGGUCCGUCUACCACAGACAGGCCGCGGAACGAGGCGUUCGUGGUGGGCGGCCAGCCGGUGCGCGACGGCGACUGGCCGUGGAUGGUGCUGCUGGGGGAGCGGCAGGGCGGCCGGCGCGUCUGGACCUGCGGCGGCACGCUGCUGUCGGCGCGCACCGUGCUGACGGCGGCGCACUGCGUGUCCGGCCGGCAGCCGGCGGCGCUCACAGCGCGACUCGGCGAGUUUGACACCUCCCGCGGCGACGACGGGCCGCACGUGGACGCCGCCGUGGCCACCAUCACCGUGCACCCGGGAUACGGCGGCGCGGCGCGGCACGACGACAUCGCGCUGCUGCGGCUCAGCCGGCCAGUGGCGCUCGGCGCCCGCGUCCAGCCGGCCUGCCUGCCGCCGGCCGGCGCCAACCACACGGGACGGACGGCGCGCGUGGCCGGCUGGGGACUGACAGAGUUUAACGGCCAGUCGGCCGCCGUGCUGCAGGAGGCUGCGCUCACCGUGUCUGACGUCAACGAGUGCGAACAGUCCUACCGGACGCAGCUGGACUUCUUCACGAGGAGGUACCCGGGCGGGUUCGGCGGCACCAAGCUGUGCGCCGCGGGCGACGAGAAGGACUCGUGCGAGGGAGACUCAGGCGGCCCGCUGACCACGCCCGGCGCCGACGGGCGCCAGCAGGUGAUCGGCGUCGCAUCCACGGGCUUCGGCUGCGGCCUCCCCGGGUUCCCCGGAAUCUACACCAAAGUAUCCCAGUACAUAUCGUGGAUCAUGCAGAAUGCCGUCUAGAUGUAUCUAUCAGCUUUAACAGAAGCCGCUGGGGGCGGGGGGGGGGGGGGCUGCCGCUUUUAAAUAUAUAUCCAACACAA